AUGGUGAAAUUUGCGAUCAGAAACCCAGACAUUCCAGACAACACAUUACGGGUCCAGGACCUCAAUCCCCAGGGUUUCAUGAUAAACGAUGAUGAUUCAUUCAAGGUCGAUUUCACUAUGUUUAUUCGUGGUGAACUUCAGUAUAUUGAUGCCACCCAGGAUCUCGCAAUCACUGCCUUCGUGUCUCCAAAUUUGCUUCCGGCUAACGAGCAAUUAAAGGCCCUGGAAGCAGUCAGCCGGACGAAGUGCUUUGGAAAUUUGCCAGGGAACAAGCAAAACGGAUACUCGUUGAGAAAGAUGGUCAUUGGUCAUGGAAGUGUUGGCCCCCCUGGUACAGGAAAGACCAGAACCGCGAAGCGCAUUAUCCUGACCCUCGCCUCACUCGGCCUGAAGGUUUUUGUAACGGCAGGAUCCAACAAGGGCGUAAAUAACCUAUUCCAUCCCGUGUUCCAAGCCACCAGGAAUGAUCAAGAACUCCGAGCCUGGUGUGGCCCAAUCGUUCGCUUCAGUUUGAUACUACCUAACUCUACCCGCAGAUUAUUUCGCCCGCUCUGCGCGAACAAGCUUCAGGCCUGCCCGACAUUAGGUACCUAA
Molecule: messenger RNA, 594 nt
Organism: Penicillium psychrosexuale
Lineage: Eukaryota; Fungi; Ascomycota; Eurotiomycetes; Eurotiales; Aspergillaceae
Exons: 1
Coding region: 1-594 (197 amino acids)
Source: RefSeq, a predicted model, not a curated record